UGGCUGAUGGCUGCUGCAGGGGGAUGGACAGAGGCAGGAGUAAGCUCGCAUCCGACUCCCAGCCGAGACACGGGUACCCUCAGCCUCAGCAGCAGUACAUCCAGCCCGGAGCUCUGCAGCAGCAGCAGCAGCAGCAGCCGGGGAAUGACAUCCAGGAGCUGGCCUCCAAACGCGUCGACAUCCAGAAGAAGCGCUUCUACCUGGAUGUGAAGCAGAGCGUGCGCGGCCGCUUCCUGAAGAUAGCCGAGGUGUGGAUCGGGAGAGGCCGCCACGACAACAUCCGGAAAAGCAAGCUGACGCUGUCCAUGUCCAUGGCCCCGGCUCUGCGCUACAGCCUGGGAGACUUCAUCGAUUACUACGCCCGGAUCGGACUGCGGGCGGGCCCGGGCCCGGCGCCCCACUCCGCCGAGGAGCAGAGCAGCAACGGGCAGGUGCGCGGCGGCGGCGGCCACGACGCUCGCAGGAAAGCGCGAGAGCAGCACGCGGCGACGUCUCCCGCCGGCUCCGUGGGCUCGGACGACCAUGCCCACCGCGUCCUGAAGAGCGAGUUCAUCGAGCGGGACAACAGGAAGUACUUCCUGGACCUGAAGGAGAACCAGAGAGGCCGCUUCCUCCGCAUACGGCAGACCGUCAGCAAAGGCCACGGCACCAUGGGCUACUACGGCCAGGGCAUCGAGCAGACCAUCGUGCUGCCCGCGCAGGGGCUCAUCGAGUUCAGAGACGCGCUGUCCCAGCUCAUCGAAGACUACGGCGACGACGACGCCGACGAUCACGGCCGGAGCGGCUCCCGGAGUCGGCUGGACAGCCCCGAGCUUCCGGAGGCGGCGUCCUUUCGCGUGGACAACAAGCGCUUUUACUUCGACGUGGGCUCGAACCGCUACGGCGUCUUCCUGAAAAUCAGCGAGGUGCGUCAGCCGUACAGGAACACCAUCACGGUGCCCCUAAAGGCCUGGGCCCGGUUCGGGGAGAACUUCAUCCGGUACGAGGAGGAGAUGCGGCGCAUCUUCGUGUGCCACAAAGAGAAGAGGACAGAGGCUCGACAGGACAGCCUGGAGCACGAGGACUGACCUGUCUGCACGUGGCACGGCUCCAACACACACACACACACACACACACACACACACACACACACACACACACAC
This is a messenger RNA of Austrofundulus limnaeus, 1142 nucleotides long. RefSeq names its product purine-rich element binding protein G (gene purg). Bases 24 to 1067 code for a protein of 347 amino acids. Gene Ontology annotation, cellular component: nucleus. The record is from RefSeq and is a predicted model, not a curated record. NCBI's taxonomy places the organism in Eukaryota, Metazoa, Chordata, Actinopteri, Cyprinodontiformes, Rivulidae. Gene Ontology annotation, molecular function: RNA polymerase II transcription regulatory region sequence-specific DNA binding; DNA-binding transcription factor activity, RNA polymerase II-specific; purine-rich negative regulatory element binding. The transcript has a single exon. Gene Ontology annotation, biological process: regulation of transcription by RNA polymerase II.